AUGAACGCAUCCACUUCCACCAAUGCGCCAGGCCUAGGUCUUGAGACUGAUGCAAUAUCAAUAAAAACACAACCUGUGUUUGCAAGUUCAGUUACCACGUCCAGAACGACAUCUUUCAAUCCCGGAUCAUUAUCCUCUUCAAUAUCAUCCAUAUAUACAGAUGAUAGACAACAGUCCGUUACGAGUAUACCAGAGAGAACUGAGCAAGAAGUCAUAGCGAAAUUCAACGAGCAUAGCACCCAGAUAUCUGGAUCAUCAGUUACUUCAACUAUAGAUGAUCAUACUCAAGAUGUUUCAGAAGUAGUCCCAAACUUUCUACCUGAAAAAAAUAUUAUAACCGACAUUGAUAAUACAGAUCCGCUUCGAUAUGAUACAAGUGUUACUGGAUCUAUCCUACAACCGGCGGCUGAUAAAAAUCAAGUCUUUAACUACGUUGAACAUGGUAAUACUGACUCAUUUCAAAAAGUAUUAGAGACGGAUCACAAAAGCGUUAUUCAAAUGAGAAAUGAUCGGAAUCAGACUCUUCUGCAUGUUGUCGUUAUACAUUUAUUUCAAUAUGUGUAUGUUCGUUUAUUGUUGAUGCGUAACGCAGAUCCAUGUGCACGAGACAGAGAUGGUUAUACUCCCGCACACUAUGCUGUUGAAAAGGAUGAUGUUGAGAUGCUAAAAGCACUCACCGUCAGGUUCCAUGCUACGAUCAAAGCAAUUCCAGAUAGUGAAGUGAAUAGUACUCACGAGCGGUGUCGAAAAGCAUUGACAAUUUGUGAAAAUCGUGGAAUGACAGCAUUCAUGUUGGCUUGUUUCAAACAAGCAAUUAAUUGUGCACGAUAUAUACGUGGAAUACAAAUGGAUGAUGCGGACAGAUGGGACAUCCAUGGCGAUAUAUCGUUACAUUAUGCUGUAGGUCGAAACGAUAUGGAUAUGACGGUAUUUCUGAUUACCGAAUGCAACGCUAAUGUGAAUGGUGGUGAUGAAAAACGUCCUAGCCCAUUGGAUAUAGCUACAUUCAAUAAUCAUUCAGAACUAAAAGAAUUUUUAUUGAAGAACAAUGCUAAAUCACGUUGUGUAAUAAAACGUAUAAUCCACAAACGUAAAGAUGUACAACAAGACAUUGAAGCCAAACUUGAGGGAUUAACGAUUGCUGAAGGGCCUAGUACGCAUAUACCUACUCGUACAAUUAUGUCUUCUUUAUCAUUAGAAACCGAUAGUCCGGAACCGAAAAAGAAGAAGUCAACAUCACAGUUAACUGACCUUGUAAAUCGAGUAGAAGAAUUUAAGAAAAUGAAUGAUUAUGAUAAUGUUUUAGACUGUUACUCACAGAUGAUAAAUAUUUAUAUUGAAAAUGCUGAUGAUGACACUCCACAUCCUGAUCUAGUGAAAACGUAUAAUAACAUAGCAAUGGUUUACCAUCGUCGACAAAACUACAACAUGGCAUUGAGUUAUUAUACAAAAGCUCUGGAAUGUGCAUUAAAAUCUUCGAAUCAUUCCGGACUACCUAGUUAUUACGGAAACAUUGGUUUAAUACACGCUAUACAAAAUAAUGAUGAAGCUGCUCUGGAAAACUUUGAAAAGGCUUUGGCUAUCCAAUGCUCUGAUCCGCAACAAAAUCAACCUGAAAUAGACAGAUUGAAAAAAUUUAUAGACUCUAUUAGAGGGAAAGUACAAUGA
Didymodactylos carnosus is the source of this 1668-nucleotide messenger RNA. The record is from the annotation of a GenBank genome assembly. NCBI's taxonomy places the organism in Eukaryota, Metazoa, Rotifera, Eurotatoria, Philodinida, Philodinidae.